AUGUUGGACUUGGGACGCACGACGGUUUGCCUCAAGGAGACGACCUCCACCGCUGUCAUCGGGACGAUCGAGGGCUAUGGCGAGAACUUUCAGCACCUCCACUCCGCAAUCCAAGAGGGUAUUGCAGCGCUGGUGAAGACUGGGGGCGCCAAAUUCGAGGAAGUCGCCAAGCAGGACAGCUAUGAAAAUGGAACGGCCAUCGUUGCGAGGAUGAAAAAGUUGUCGACAGACUUUGAGCAGAAAUGCGAGGACUACAUGCCGAUUGUUCGUAAAUUCAACGACGAACUGAUCGAUUUGAGGGAGCAGAUUGAGAAGGCCGGACAGGAAACGGAGCCU
This is a messenger RNA of Mesorhabditis spiculigera, 336 nucleotides long. NCBI's taxonomy places the organism in Eukaryota, Metazoa, Nematoda, Chromadorea, Rhabditida, Rhabditidae. The record is from the annotation of a GenBank genome assembly.